Messenger RNA from Acaromyces ingoldii, 1521 nucleotides. RefSeq names its product PMT-domain-containing protein. Lineage: Eukaryota; Fungi; Basidiomycota; Exobasidiomycetes; Exobasidiales; Cryptobasidiaceae. Gene Ontology annotation, biological process: protein O-linked glycosylation via mannose. Bases 1 to 1521 code for a protein of 506 amino acids. The record is from RefSeq and is a predicted model, not a curated record. Gene Ontology annotation, molecular function: dolichyl-phosphate-mannose-protein mannosyltransferase activity. Gene Ontology annotation, cellular component: endoplasmic reticulum; membrane. The transcript is spliced from 4 exons.
AUGGGUCCUGCCAGUGGUAUCUCUUCCGUCGAGUGGAAGUUUCUCGCGGGCAUCGUCGUCGUCGCCUUCAUCGUGCGCAUGUGGAAGAUUGGCCAGCCCAGCAGCGUCGUCUUUGAUGAGGUGCACUUUGGAGGAUUUGCGUCAAAGUACAUCAAGCAGCACUUUUUCAUGGACGUACACCCACCGCUGGCCAAGCUCAUGAUCGCCUUUGUCGCAUGGAUCAAUGGCUUCCACGGCAACUUCGACUUCAAGGACAUCAGCAAGGAGUACCUCGUCGGGGAAGGCACGCCCGUGCCCUACGUCGCAAUGCGCAGCAUGAAUGCCAUCCUGGGUGUGGCGACCGUGCCCUUGGCCUACCUCACCCUGCGUGCUCUGUCGCUGCGAGCCACUUCGGCCAUGGUCGGUGCGCUCCUCGUCACCUUUGACAACGCUCUCGCGACGCAGUCCCGCCUCAUCCUCCUCGACUCGCCCCUCGUCUUCUUCACCGCCUGGACCACCUACGCCUGGGUCUCGUUCUGCAACGAGGAGCGCCGGAGAGCUUUUACAAGCACCUGGUGGUCAUGGCUCGCGCUGACUGGCUUCGGUCUCGGCUGCGUCGUCUCCGUCAAGUGGGUGGGCCUCUUUACCAUUGCGACGGUCGGCGUCUGCGUCCUCGUGCAGCUCUGGUCCCACCUGGGCGACGUGCGCCAGCCGCUCUCGACGAUCAUUCGGCACUUCUUCGCCCGCUUCCUCUGCCUCAUCAUCAUUCCCUUCAGCGUCUAUCUCUGGUGCUUUGCCGUGCACUUGGCCGUACUCAACCGCAGCGGCGACGGCGACGGCUUCAUGUCUUCGGCCUUCCAGCACACGCUCAAGGGCCACGGCAUGCGCGACACGUACGCCGAUGUGGCCCUCGGGUCAACGGUCACGAUCCGCCACCUCAACACCCAGGGCGGCUACCUCCACUCGCACCCGCACAACUACCCCACGGGCUCGGGCCAGCAGCAGAUCACCCUCUACCCGCACGUCGACGAGAAUAACGAGUGGAUCAUCGUCAAGGCGCCCGGAGCCGACGACCCACCGCCGCCGACGGACAAGGACGGCGUGCCGCUGCCCGUGGCAGGCCCCCACGAGGCAGAGAAGCACUGGAAUGCUACCCUCGACUACCUCCAGCACGGUACAGAGAUUCGCUUUGUGCAUCGCAAGACCAACAAGCGCCUGCAUUCCCACGACCACCGACCACCGAUCACCGAGGCCGACUAUCAGAAUGAGGUCUCGGCGUAUGGCUUUGUCGACGAGGAGGGAAGGACUUUUGCCGGCGACAGCAACGACCACUGGAUCGUCGAGAUUGAACGGGGCGACUCGUCGGACUCGCAGAGCACCAAACGGGUCCGCGCUCUUCGCUCCGUCGUCCGUUUCCGUCACACAUUGACGGGCGCCUACCUCUUCUCGCACAAGAUCCCGCUGCCCGAUUGGGGCUACGGCCAGCAGGAAGUCUCGGCAAAUAAAGCAGUGGGCGCACCACGAGCACCCAGAAAGAAGUAG